Messenger RNA from Stereum hirsutum FP-91666 SS1, 731 nucleotides. RefSeq lists its product as uncharacterized. The coding region runs from base 186 to 407 and encodes 73 amino acids. The record is from RefSeq and is a predicted model, not a curated record. The transcript is spliced from 3 exons. NCBI's taxonomy places the organism in Eukaryota, Fungi, Basidiomycota, Agaricomycetes, Russulales, Stereaceae.
GGAAGAGAGAAGUCCCUCAUACCAAGGUUCAGGUUUAUUUCCGGUUCGAACAAGGACGAGGAGCGAGGUGAGGUGUUCGCUGAGUUUGGGUCAGAGAAGAGCCAGCCGAAGAGUAACGAUGCCCCCACCGAGGCAACGAUCGAAACGACGAAGUGCUUCAAAAACCCGCGUCCGCCGUCUGCUUGAUGGAAGAAUCCACGUCCGCGAAGAUCCUGCGCAAGACGCCUAGCACGAACCCCCUCACCGAUACCCCGUCACUCGUUACCUCCAGCUCCGCAUCUACAACCAUGUCCACAGUACACACCGACCCUGCCAGAUCGUCGAGACCACCUUCGGUCCCAGACGAAUCAAUCGCACGUCCUCCGCAUCUUCCAUCUCCUUCAUCUCAUCUGUCAGAAGCGCCAUAAAUGAUACUAGUCAACGUAUCGUUGCACCGGAGUUUGAUCGACCGAUCGAUGGACGCAACUCUGUGAUGUUUAUGUGCAUUUAUUUCCGGCAAGGCAGAGAACAUAUAUUUAAUACGGCUUUGACAGAUGAAGGAGACCAUCGGAGACCGUGAUCGGAGCCUGAGAUGAACAUGGAAUGGCCUGAGAGAGACUCGAGCGGGUAAUCAGAGCAAGAAGACACGAGCCAAGUGAGGUUGACAUGAAGCCCUUCAGCAAUCUUCGUAAAUGUUACUUCCCAGACCCAGUGUUCAAUGAGAGUAAGCCAGCAUGAGCGUCACGGUAGAC